UGCCAUUUGGUUUUGUAGCAGAUGGAUGGGAGAAAGGUAUGGACAGAGCCACCGUGAUGGAAGAAUUAGCCAUGCAUCUGCCGCCUACCGCGGAAAGACCACAGAGGAAGAAAACAGGCUGCGCAACUUCAUGCGCACAGGCUCUCCUAAUGGUCCUGGCCUGGUGCACUGGCCUCUCUAUGAUGCCAGCAACAAGUACCUGAACCUGGACCUGCAGCAGAGUGAGGGGCAGGACCUGAAGAAGGACAGAGUGCAGUUCUUCAAGAAGCUCGCUGCAAAGAAAACACAACUGCAAGAGCAAUAGUGAUGACAGUAGAAGACAGAGUGCAGUAGAAGUCAGAGUGAGCAGUGU
Messenger RNA from Alosa sapidissima (American shad), 352 nucleotides. Its product is annotated as cocaine esterase-like. The record is from RefSeq and is a predicted model, not a curated record. Lineage: Eukaryota; Metazoa; Chordata; Actinopteri; Clupeiformes; Clupeidae. The transcript is spliced from 4 exons. The coding region runs from base 26 to 304 and encodes 92 amino acids.